Molecule: messenger RNA, 1610 nt
Organism: Vitis vinifera (wine grape)
Lineage: Eukaryota; Viridiplantae; Streptophyta; Magnoliopsida; Vitales; Vitaceae
Product: magnesium transporter MRS2-11, chloroplastic
Exons: 14
Coding region: 71-1423 (450 amino acids)
Biological process (GO): magnesium ion transport
Molecular function (GO): magnesium ion transmembrane transporter activity
Source: RefSeq, a predicted model, not a curated record
UCCAAAAAGGUUCCCACUUGGCUGGAGGUUUGGAACUCAGAGUCUCACAUCACGAGCCUCCUGCCCAGAGAUGCCACUCGCUCCAUCCUCUUCUCCGCAUCUUCUUCAAUUCCCUGUCUCCUCACCUGCUCACCGCCUCCUCCUCUUCUCUGACCUCACCUGCGCCACAUUCUUUCGCUCCUCAUGGCCACCGCCAUUUCCGAUCUCCUUGAAGAAGGCCAAUUCCUUCGUGUUUCCGAUCUCCGUCCGGAGGGAGAAAUGCUUCUCCAAAUCAACCGAGGAGGAUCUCCUGAGCGAUUCGGAAACCCAAACAGGCGGAAACGACGACCGCCCGGCCUCUGUGGCUACCACUGGUGGUUCGCAGAGGAUCGCGGCGUCGUCCACUGAUUCUCUCUCUCUUGGAAUUCGUGAGCCGGUCUAUGAGGUGGUAGAGGUGAAGUCGGAUGGGAAGGUGUCGACUAGGAAAAUCAACCGAAGACAGUUGUUGAAGUCAAGCGGACUUCGUCCUAGAGAUAUACGGAGCGUGGAUCCAUCACUGUGGUUGACAAACUCAAUGCCUUCUUUGGUGGUCCGCGAGCAUGCUAUACUAUUAAAUUUGGGAUCAUUGCGAGCAAUAGCAAUGCAAGAGAGUGUCUUUAUAUUUGACUAUAAUCGUAAAGGAGGGAAAGCUUUCAUGGAUUCGUUGUUGCCUCGCUUGAACCCUAAAAACAUGAACGGUGGACCAUCAAUGCCAUUUGAGCUUGAGGUCGUUGAAGCAGCCUUGCUUUCAAGGAUACAGCGUUUGGAGCAGAAACUGAUGGAUCUAGAACCUCGUGUCCAAGCUCUGCUUGAGGUUUUACCAAACCGAUUAACUGCUGACAUAUUGGAGCAACUUCGCCUUAGCAAGCAAACUUUGGUUGAAUUAGGUUCAAGGGCUGGAGCUCUCAAACAAAUGUUGCUUGAUCUUCUAGAGGACCCCCAUGAAAUACGCCGUAUGUGUAUCAUGGGAAAAAACUGCACACUUGUGAAAGGGAAUGAAAACAUGGAAUGCUCUGUUCCUCUAGAAAAACAGAUUGCUGAAGAAGAGGAGGAAGAAAUUGAAAUGCUUUUGGAAAACUAUCUUCAAAGAUGUGAAUCUUGUCAUGGUCAGGCUGAAAGGCUUCUUGAUUCUGCCAGAGAAAUGGAAGAUUCAAUUGCUGUUAAUUUAAGCUCUCGGAGGCUUGAGGUAAGCAGAGUGGAAUUGCUUCUUCAGGUAGGGACAUUUUGUAUAGCAGUUGGCGCACUGGUUGCAGGAAUAUUUGGCAUGAACUUGAAGUCCUAUCUAGAAGAACAUGCGAUAAUAUCAAACAUUCAGCUCCCACUCAACCAGAUGACUGACAAGAGACCAAGCAGGCCCUGCAAAUUCUCACAAUCAUGCCUCCCUGCUUGGAGUGUAUAUCCCUGAAGGGAGGGCAGUGAAUAAGCACUCUGAGAGUGACGCAAUUAUUUUGUAAACAAGUAUGAUUUUGAAUUGUGAUGGGGACGGGCAUAUUCUAGUAUGUGUAACGAAUUCCACAUCAUCCAAGUAGAAUUGCCUUUUGAGAUUGUCCCCGUUUAGUAAUAUUUGGUAAUUUAUUCUUCUUUUUUUUUAA